Molecule: messenger RNA, 1547 nt
Organism: Poecilia reticulata (guppy)
Lineage: Eukaryota; Metazoa; Chordata; Actinopteri; Cyprinodontiformes; Poeciliidae
Gene: eif2s1b
Product: eukaryotic translation initiation factor 2, subunit 1 alpha b
Biological process (GO): translational initiation
Cellular component (GO): eukaryotic 48S preinitiation complex; eukaryotic translation initiation factor 2 complex
Molecular function (GO): ribosome binding; translation initiation factor activity; RNA binding
Source: RefSeq, a predicted model, not a curated record
UCGUGAAGCUCCACGAAUCCUUUCCGGGUCGCAAGAAGCUAGGCACAUCCAUGAACGUGAGCUAGCGGGCCCGAUUUGUCAUCUUAAAAACAUAAGAAGUCAUCUUCAACGGCACAUUUGAACGCGUCCAGCGCAGAAAUUCCCAGUUUAUUGUCGUGUAACCACAUGACACAGCGAUGCCGGGUCUGAGCUGUAGGUUUUACCAGCACCGGUUCCCAGAGGUGGAGGACGUCGUCAUGGUGAACGUGCGGUCAAUCGCCGAGAUGGGGGCCUACGUCAGCCUCCUGGAGUACAACAACAUCGAGGGCAUGAUCCUCCUGAGCGAGUUGUCGCGGCGACGUAUCCGCUCCAUCAACAAGCUCAUCCGCAUCGGCCGCAACGAGUGCGUCGUCGUGAUCCGAGUCGACAAAGAGAAAGGAUACAUCGACUUAUCAAAAAGAAGAGUUUCACCAGAGGAGGCCAUCAAGUGCGAAGACAAAUUUACCAAAUCUAAAACUGUUUACAGCAUCCUGCGGCACGUGGCGGAGGUUCUGGAGUACACCAAGGACGAGCAGCUAGAAAGCUUGUACCAGCGCACCGCCUGGGUCUUUGACGAGAAAUACAAGCGGCCAGGAUACGGCGCCUACGACGUCUUCAAACAGGCCGUGUCAGAUCCCACCAUCCUGGACGGUUUGGAUUUAACGGAGGAGGAGCGCAACGUGCUGAUCGACAACAUCAACAGGCGGCUAACGCCGCAGGCUGUCAAAAUCAGAGCAGAUAUUGAAGUUGCAUGCUACGGCUACGAGGGCAUCGAUGCAGUGAAAGAAGCUCUGAGGGCCGGACUCGCCUGCUCCACUGAGGUCAUGCCCAUCAAGAUCAACCUGAUCGCCCCCCCUCGAUACGUGAUGACCACGACCACCCUGGAGCGGACAGAAGGCCUGUCUGUCCUCAACCAGGCCAUGGCUGCGAUCAAGGAGAAGAUAGAAGAGAAGAGAGGCGUCUUUAACAUCCAGAUGGAGCCCAAAGUGGUGACGGACACGGAUGAGACUGAGCUCGCCCGGCAGCUGGAGAGGUUAGAAAGAGAGAACGCUGAGGUGGACGGAGACGACGACGCUGAAGAGAUGGAGGCCAAAACUGAGGACUGAAGAGACGAAGAAUCAGAGGAGAAGAUGUGGACAGGCCUGGUAGUCGGUUUCAGCUUUUCAGGUUGCAAACGUUUAAGUCAUUUUAUUACUCGAUUGGCAAAAGAAAAGGAUCUUCUCAACCCCCACGUGAACACAAGGAUGGCUAAGCAAGUUUAACAGCAGGAUAGUUUCAGUCUGAAUAAACAGAAGCUGCUCAGUGGCCUUCACUUACCUUUUGCUUCAGAGCUCAGCCUCUUCAGUAUCCAUGGCUCCAAAUCUCCGAGUGGUCAGUGAACGCGACUGACCGAAGGGACAGAAGAAGCUCAUCUAUCGACCGCAUUCAGUUGUGAUAUUAUCUUCCAGUUCCAAGGUGUUUUACCAGCAAGAUCUGCUCUGUGUGUAGCUCACAUGACAUCAAUAAAGUUCUGGAAAUUUUCUUCUCAA